AUGUCUACAGUUGUAUCAGGAACCACAAAAGCCGGCGGCAAGCGGCAUCGCGAUCAUGACCUGUGGCGAUCCGCCUAUAAGAAGCUGAAGCACGAACCGGAUGGCAAGAAGAUCCUCGAGAAAUGCCACAAAACUAUGCAAAAGGAGUCAGCCAAAAAAGGGAUAUCAAUAGGCCACCUAGGCUCCAGCGAUGGAAGGCAAAAACUGCUCAAACUCAUCAAUGCACAUGCCGACUCCAUGAAGUCGCAUAGCGGGACGUACGACAAAGUUCUCUCGACAAUAUUAAAGACUAAAGAUGUCGUCUCCACUGGUGCCGCCGCAAGUCCACCGGCUGCGAUUGCGGUGGCGGGUAUAUUCAUGGUGUUUUCCAUACAUCAGGAUUACCUCAGGGAGGAACAAGCGAUGUUAGACUGCGUCACACUAAUCGCCCGAAUCAUUUGCCGCCGCGCAGUGGAACACAAAGAGUGCGAAAGCAGGCCACUUGAAUCGAAGGAGUUGAAAGAGCUCCGGCAGCAAUUGAAAUGGAGCUAUCUGGAAAUGUACUUCAAGCUGUUAUUGACAACCGCGAAGCUCGUUUACAAGCUGAGCAUACCGCGCAUGCAGCGCUGGGCCGACACCCUAGUCGGAUGGACGGACUGGACAGCUGAGAUAGCGAGCCUCGAAAAGGCGGAGCGCGAAAUCGUUGAUGAUCUGGACGUUAUUCAUCACUAUAAGACUAACCCAGCUGCACAAGCGUCACCUUACUGGCGGAAAGGACGCAACACAUUGCACCAGAACGCGGCAAUCGGAAUCGAGAGUCGCGUCGCAGAGCUCAUCGAGACCAAUUCCUUUGACCCCAAUGCAAAGACGACGGAAGAAUGGACGGCGUUGAGCCUCGCAGCUGAAGGUGGGCAUCUGAAAUGCUGCCAGAUUCUCCUCGAGGUCAGGGGCAUAGACAUAGAAUCCCAGAACAAGGAUGGGCGCACUGCAUUGCACAUAGCAGCAAUGAAAGACCGCAAUGAAGUUGUCAGGGCUUUGGUCAGGAAAGGCGCCAACCUGAAUGUCAAGGACAAAGACCGCAAAACACCGCUCCAUCUCGCUGCUGAAGCAGGCAGGCUAAGGGCCGUCGAGGUCCUCUGCAACGCUUCCGGCAUCUCCCUCGAUCUUUCCGACUCCAACGGCAGAACCGCUCUGCAUCUCGCCAGCCUAAAGAAGAAAGCCCCAGUAGUCAAGCUUCUGUCCGACAAAGGCGCAAAGAUCGACCGCAAAGACUCCAAAAAGCGCACCGCCUUCCUCGAUGCUGCCGACGUCGGAUCCACAGAGCUGCUCAAAACCCUCCAAGAAUGCGGCGCAAACAUCAACCAGCAAACACUGACCCACAAGUGGAGCGCACUCCACAUGUGCGCCUCAUACGGGCACUCAAAAGCCCUCCAAGCACUCCUGUCAUUCCCAGAUAUAAAUGUCGAUAUCCAGAACACCGACGAACGCACGCCGCUCCACGAAGCAGUCCUCAAGAAUAGGACGAAAAUCGCUCAGACACUCUGCAACAAAGGCGCCGCAGUCGACACGCGGGAUAAGAAGAAACGCACACCUUUCCUCGACGCUGCGCACGCUGGAAACCUGGACAUUAUCAAAAAAUUGAAGGCCAAGGGCGCAGAUAUCAACCAGGUGUCUGGGAGGAACAAGUGGAGUGCGCUGCAUGAGGCGGCGCUUAAGGGGAAGAUUGAGCUGGUGAGGUGGCUUGUUAAUGAGGGGAUUAAGACGGAUUUGAGAGUCAGGAGUGGGACGAAGAAGGGGAUGACUGCGAGGGAGAUGGCGGAGCAGGGUGGGAAGGAGGAGGUGGGUGAGUUCUUGAGGAUGUGUGAGGAGAGGGGAUAG
Messenger RNA from Didymosphaeria variabile, 1857 nucleotides. RefSeq lists its product as uncharacterized. The transcript has a single exon. The coding region runs from base 1 to 1857 and encodes 618 amino acids. Gene Ontology annotation, molecular function: protein binding. The record is from RefSeq and is a predicted model, not a curated record. Lineage: Eukaryota; Fungi; Ascomycota; Dothideomycetes; Pleosporales; Didymosphaeriaceae.